Molecule: messenger RNA, 543 nt
Organism: Fraxinus pennsylvanica
Lineage: Eukaryota; Viridiplantae; Streptophyta; Magnoliopsida; Lamiales; Oleaceae
Source: the annotation of a GenBank genome assembly
AUGGACAAGGGAAAAGCUAUAAUGGGCUCGGGCCGCAGAUGGGCUGUGGAAUUUACAGACAAUUCCACCUCCAAUUCCUCUCGCGACAUCCUGGAUCCCCCUGGCUUCACCCGUGCUUCUCACGACCCGGAUGAUUCGUCUGUGAGUAAACAGAAGAAGGAUGCUGAAGCAAAUUGGAAAGCCCAGAAAGCAUGGGAUGUCGCACAAGCACCUUUUAAGAACUUGUGUAUGAUGGGCUUCAUGAUGUGGAUGUCCGGAAGCACGGUUCAUCUCUUUAGCAUUGGUAUCACAUUUUCAGCUCUUUGGCAACCCAUAAAUGCUCUUCGAGGGGUUGGGAAAGCUUUUGAGCCUUAUAAGGACAAUAGAGUGGAUCUCCUAGCGCCUAAAUUAGUAUUUAUUGCCCUUAAUUUGGUUGGUUUAGGAAUGGGCAUCUGGAAGCUUAAUACGUUGGGUCUUCUUCCAACACACGUAUCGGAUUGGGUUUCGUCUUUGCCUCCUGCUCAGGAGGUUGAGUAUUCUGGUGGAGGUAUUCCUCUUUACUAA